Molecule: messenger RNA, 1980 nt
Organism: Dromiciops gliroides (monito del monte)
Lineage: Eukaryota; Metazoa; Chordata; Mammalia; Microbiotheria; Microbiotheriidae
Gene: CX3CR1
Product: C-X3-C motif chemokine receptor 1
Biological process (GO): immune response; G protein-coupled receptor signaling pathway; cell adhesion
Cellular component (GO): membrane
Molecular function (GO): C-X3-C chemokine receptor activity
Source: RefSeq, a predicted model, not a curated record
UUGGGUUUUGUCUCCCCGUGGCUAAUCGGAUGGUUUUUUUAUUUCCUCAGUUACCUGCUCUUCACCAUGCCCGAAACAACUCCUGAAUCAACAACAUUCUCGUACAACUACGAAAACUUUCCCAUCGCCUGUGACCAUACGGACAUCUUGGACUUUGGGAUCAUCUUCUUGCCUACUCUCUACUCCCUCGUCUUUGCCUUUGGCCUGGUGGGGAACCUGCUGGUGGUCCUUGCGCUCACCAACAGCAGCAAACACAAAAGCAUCACGGAUAUUUACCUCCUCAACCUGGCAUUAUCUGACCUGCUCUUUGUGGCAACCCUUCCCUUCUGGACUCACUAUAUGCUCAAUGAGCAGGGCUUCAACAAUGCCUUAUGCAAGCUCAUCACCGCCUUCUACUUUAUUGGCUACUUCAGUGGCAUCUUCUUUAUAACUAUCAUAAGCAUCGACAGAUUGGCUAUAGUCCUAGCAGCCAACUUUAACAGCAGGACGGUCCAACAUGGGGUCAUAGUCAGUCUCGGAGUCUGGGCGUCAGCCAUCCUCGUUGCCACCCCCCUUAUGUUCACUGAACAAGUGGACCAUGAGUCUGGAAAUUACCCUGACGUUCUUCAGGAUAUCUGGCCUGUGCUCCAGAAUGUGGAAACAAAUUUCCUUGGCUUUAUGGUCCCGCUUCUCAUCAUGUGCUACUGUUACUUUGGGAUCAUCCGGACAAUAUUUUCUUGCAAAAACCACAAAAAGACAAGGACGAUCAAGCUGAUAUUGGUGGUGGUGAUUGUCUUUUUCCUCUUCUGGACACCUUACAAUGUCAUGAUUUUCCUGGAAACGCUCAAAUACUACAACUUCUUUGAUAGUUGUGAACUGAAGAAGGACAUGAGGCUCGCCAUGAAUGUGACAGAAACAAUUGCCUUCAUCCACUGCUGCCUUAAUCCCUUUAUCUAUGCUUUUGCUGGUGAAAAAUUCAGGAAAUACCUUUAUCACUUAUAUAGGAAGUGCCUGUCCAUCCUGUGUAGCCGUGAUGCCAGUAGUCAGUUCUCCGGCAGAUGCUCACAAGCGAGAAGUACUAUCAUCAGUUUCAGCGUUACUAGCUACACAAGUGACGGAGACGGCUCUAUACUUCUCUGAAAGGCACCUCAGAAUAGCCUCUCUAAGCUGAGUCUCACAAGAAUGGGAGCAGGAGAAACCUCUAUUGUGUCCCCCAAAGAACCCACCUUAUGUUGAGAGGAGAGCAAUCGCAUCUGUUCACGGAAACUGAUACUUUCAAAGGUAGAAGUGUCUCAGCUCCUCUGUGCCUGCAUGCUUCCUCCCAGGGUCUCCCCUCUUCAGUCAUGUCUCUGCACUACCACCUGAUGACUCAUCACUGUCACAUGCCACUCCCUUGCUCAAGAAAUUCUAAGGGCUCCAGGCUGCCUACUGAACCAAGUCCAAACUCCUUUGUCAAGCUCUCAAGGUCUCCCUAAAAAACUGUUCCUGCUUUCAUUAACCAGACUAAUUUUUCCUCACCCUCCAAUAUAGUCCGGGGCAAUGUGGUUUUGUAGCUAGAGCCUUGGACUUAUUUGGACGCAGGAAGUCCUGGCUUUGAAUCUCAUUUUGGAGACUUUUGAGCUAUGUGACCAAGAGCUAGUCAUUUAAAGUCUCUGAAACUCUACUGCUUCAUCUGUUAAAUGUGUGUAAGAAGAGCUCUAGUGUCUAACACAUAAGAUUAGGAGGGUCCAAUGAAAUAAACCACAUGGAUUGCACUGGUAUACCUAUAGAUAAAUAUUUAAACCCAGAGAGACUUACAUGAGUUGAUACAAAGUGAAAUGUACUGUGUUCAAAGUAACAGCAAUAUUGCAAGAUGACCAGCUGUGAAUGGCAUAGCUCUUCCCAGAAAUACAAUGAUCCAAGACGACUCUAAAAGGUUAAUGAUGGAAAAUGCUAUCCAUCCCCAGACAAAGAACUGACAGUGUCUGAAUACAGAUCGAAGCAUAAUUUUUUAACUUUAUU